AUGGAUCUUGGAGAAAAAACGCAAACAACUGAUCAAACCGUCAUUGAAGAUGCCGAAAGCUUCACCUCAGAUGAGUCUGGAACCGAAACCAAGGGACACACCCUUCAACGUGGCUUGAAGGCUCGUCAUAUUCAAAUGAUCGCCUUGGGUGGCACUAUUGGUACUGGCCUCUUCAUGUCUUCUGGUAAGGCUAUCGUUGCCGGUGGUCCAGGUGGUGCUCUCGUUGGUUAUGCUCUCGUUGGUAUUCUCGUCUUUUGUGUCAUGAUGAGUUUGGGUGAAAUGGCUGCCUACAUCCCGGUCGCUGGUUCAUUCUCACAUUUCGCUACUCGUUUUGCUGACCCAUCUCUCGGUUUCACUGUUGGUUGGGUUUACUGGGCCAACUGGGCUGUCGGUGUCGCUGUUGAACUGACUGGUGUUGCCAUGAUUAUGGAAUACUGGGUAAAAUCAGUCAAUAGUGUCAUUUGGUCGGUUAUUUGUCUCGUCAUUUUGGUUGUUAUCAAUGUUUUCUCCGUCAAAGGCUAUGGUGAAAUCGAAUACUGGAUCUCAUUUGUCAAGAUUAUCAUUGUUGUCAUCUUUGUGAUUGUUGGUAUCUGUGUAGAUACUGGUGCUGCUGGUGGUCACUAUUAUGGUGUCUCCAACUUUCACUUGGAAGGUGGUGCUUUCCCUAAUCAAUUCAUCGGCGUGUUCAACGUUUUUAUUACUGCUGCUUUCUCUUUCAAUGGUGUUGAAAUUGUUGGUAUCACUGCUGGUGAAUCUGCCAAUCCUCACAAGACUGUACCUGCCGCUGUCAAGCAAGUCUUUUACCGUAUCGUUCUCUUUUAUAUCCUCUCCAUCUUGAUCAUUGGUCUCAUUAUUCCUUACACUGAUCCUGAUCUCAUGUCGGGUGCUUCCAAUGUGGCCGUCUCGCCUUUUACUCUUGUAUUCCAAAAGGCUGGUGCUGCUUGGGCUGCUGAUUUGAUGAAUGCCAUCAUUUUGAUUACCAUGAUUUCUGCUGGUAACUCUGGUGUUUACUCUUCAUCUCGUACUCUCUUGUCUUUGGCUACCGAUGGCUAUGCUCCCAAGGUCUUUACACGCGUUAACCGUUGGGGUAUUCCCAUCUGGUCUGUCUUGGCUACCUGUGCUAUUGGCUGUCUUGCUUUCUUGACAUCUCUUUUUGGUUCUGGUGUUGUCUUUACCUGGUUGACUUGUCUUACCUCUCUCGCUGGUUUGAUUACCUGGGUGUCCAUUUCAAUCACUCACGUCAGAUUCCGUCAAGGCUAUCUUGCUCAGGGUCGCUCUUUGACUGCACUUCCUUAUGUCGCUCCCCUCUUCCCUAUUUGUGAUAUCUUUGUCAUCAUUGUCGGUACUAUCAUUAUCUUUGGUCAAGGCUACAAGUCCUUCAUUGCCCCAAUCACUGCCACAGGUAUCAUUUCCACCUACAUUGGUCUCAUCUUGGCUGUUGUUCUCUACGUUGGCCACAAAUUAUGGAAGCGUCCUGCUUUCGUUAAGAAUGAAGACAUGGACUUUGAGACUGGUACCUUCCAAGAAACUGUUCUUGAUCUUCGUAAGGAUGAAGGCUUGGAUAUCAAUGGUCAACCUAUUCCCAAGUGGAAGAAGGUUUGGUCCAAAAUCAUCAGCGUCAUUGCCUAG
This is a messenger RNA of Mucor velutinosus, 1629 nucleotides long. RefSeq lists its product as uncharacterized. Bases 1 to 1629 code for a protein of 542 amino acids. The transcript has a single exon. The record is from RefSeq and is a predicted model, not a curated record. NCBI's taxonomy places the organism in Eukaryota, Fungi, Mucoromycota, Mucoromycetes, Mucorales, Mucoraceae. Gene Ontology annotation, cellular component: membrane. Gene Ontology annotation, molecular function: amino acid transmembrane transporter activity. Gene Ontology annotation, biological process: amino acid transmembrane transport.